AGUUACUGAUUUGAACCCUUUUCUUCAGAAUGGUGGAUUUCUAAAUGCAUAGCAUCAAUUUUCACUACAUGGGUUUUGGGAAAUGAUUUUAUUAUGAUAUGCAUUUGGUUUGUUCAAAACCAUUAAGGAGUGAAUGAAAAUUGACCACAUUGAUCUCCAUUUAAUAAAUCGGUUGAAGAAAGUCAAUAAAAAUUAUACUUUUAUGGACUUUAUUAAUGUUUUGAUGGAUUAUUUAUUUUCCUAGAGCUGUGUCUAUUCAUUGACACUUUUUCGGAUGAACAAUUGUAUUGUGCUUUUUUUUUGGCCUUUCAGACAUGUAAGUUCAGGCAUUUUUUUAGUGCAUCGAGAGUUCUAAAUUAUUCACUUGGCAUUUGGAAAAUUGUUUUUGAAUGCACAUGAGGGGACCCAGAUGAAGGAAUCCACAGUUUGAAAGCAAGAAGCUAGACGGAGAGAGUAGCUUCUGUACGCUGUUGAGUAGUCUUAUGGCAAACAGCAAAUACGAGUACGUGAAAUCAUUCGAAGAAGAAGAUGAAGUUAUGCUGCCUAAUUUGAUUGUUGUUCGGAUCAAGGGCCGCAAUUUUCGCAGGUUUUCUGAUGUUCACAAGUUUGAGAAACCAAACGAUGAGAAAGCUUUGAAUUUGAUGAACACUUGUGCCGCUGCCAUUUUGGAAGAGUAUCCAGAUAUUGUCUUCUCUUACGGAUUCAGGGAUGAGUACAGCUUUGUUUUCAAAAAGAAGUCCGCGUUUUACAAGAGGCGUGCUAGCAAAAUACUCUCUGUCGUCGUAUCCCUCUUCUCAUCUGUAUAUGUGACAAAGUGGAAGGAUUAUUUUCCUCAGAUGGAGUUGAGGUUCCCUCCUUCAUUUCAAUCUCGUAUCAUAACCUGUGCAUCAAUGGAGGUUCUUCAAGCAUACCUUACAUGGAGACAAAACGAUUGUCAUGUCCAAAACCAGUGUAAUACUUGUCUUUGGAUGCUGAUCAAAUGUGGGAAGAGUGAAAGGGAAGCACAAGAAGUUCUGAAGGGAACUGGGAAACAAGAGAAAAAUGAGCUGCUUUUCCAACAGUUUGGUAUCAACUACAAAAAACUUCCUCCAAUGUUCCGCCAAGGGUCAUGCGUUCUCAGGAGGGCAAAGAGAUGCAAGUCAGAGGUGGAAGAUAUUGAUAAAUAUAAAGACGGUGAAACUCUUGUUAAAAGUCCUGGGAGGAACGUAAUUUUGGUCCAUUCAGGAAAUAUAGCAUCAGGAAGCUUCUGGAGUGAGCACUCGUGUCUCCUGAAGGAGCUAGGUAGUUUUGAAGAGGACAUCAACAAAGUUAAACCUGAAUAUGUCAAGUCCUUCGAAUUUGAGCGCAAGUUGUUGCCUUCUACUUGGAUUGUGGUCAGAAUUGAUGGCCGUCACUUUCACGGAUUUUCUGAAGAGCAUGAAUUUGAGAAGCCAAACGAUGGGCAGGCUUUGAACCUUAUGAAUUCAUGUGCAGUGGCUGUGAUGGAAGAGUUCAAGGAUGUAGUCUUCUCAUAUGGUGUCAGUGAUGAGUUCAGCUUUGUUUUGAAGAGGGAUUCCCAGUUCCAUGACCGGCAUGCCAGUGGCAUUGUGUCUGUCAUUGUAUCAUUUUUCUCUUCAAUGUAUGUAAUGAAGUGGAAAGGUUUCUUCCCACAGAAAGAGUUGAAGAACCCUCCUCCAACUUUUGAUGGACGGGCUGUAUGUUAUCCAUCAAAGGAGAUUCUUCGAGAUUACCUAGCAUGGAGACAAGUUGAUUGUCACAUUAACAAUCAGUACAAUACUUGUUUCUGGAUGCUCGUCAAGUCUGGCAAGAGUAAAAGUGAAGCUCAGGACUACCUAAAGGGUACUCGAGCACAAGAGAAAAGUGAAUUGCUUGUCCAGCAAUUUGGUAUUGACUACCAGACAUUACCAGCCAUGUUCCGUCAGGGAUCCUCUGUUUUCUGGGACAAGGAGGAUCCAACUGAGAGGUACGGUGAUGGACCUGAUGGAAAAUCUCGGAAGAAAGUUGUGGUGGAACACUGUAACAUAAUUGAGCAGAGCUUUUGGGAAGCUCACCCAAAUAUACUUGAUGAAGAGCGUUAGAUGAUUCAUCUAUUUUUUCCCAUCCAACAUUAACCGUGUACGGUAAUUUAGUGAUGAAUUAUAACAGAAUUAGUGCGUAUGUUUUCACAGUUACAUUGUUCUGAGAUGAUAAUUCCACAGUUUGAUGUGCAUAAUGCAACUCAUGAUCUCAUCCCCUUUUUUU
Messenger RNA from Rhododendron vialii, 2241 nucleotides. RefSeq names its product tRNA(His) guanylyltransferase 2-like. Lineage: Eukaryota; Viridiplantae; Streptophyta; Magnoliopsida; Ericales; Ericaceae. The transcript has 14 exons. Gene Ontology annotation, molecular function: magnesium ion binding; tRNA guanylyltransferase activity. The coding region runs from base 483 to 2078 and encodes 531 amino acids. Gene Ontology annotation, biological process: tRNA modification. The record is from RefSeq and is a predicted model, not a curated record.